AUGUCAAAUGGUACCAACGAGCCGCUCCCCGGCCUCCUUGACGACCCUCAGUUCCAGAUCGAUCUGCCCUGGAAUGAUCUGCCUAUAGCACCACUACGGAACCCUGCUCCUCAACGCAAUGCAAAUGCCCCCUCGCCGCUUGAGCCUGAGGCAGGCGCUUCUGCCAACCCUGCUCCUACGCGCUCCGGCGGUGGCUCCGAGAGACGAGGGGUAGGGUCAAGGCAGAACAUCACCCCUAACGAUGUGCUGCAAGCACGUGAAAGCCGGAAGCCACACCUGGCCAUCAGUGAACUGGUCGAUGACAAUGAGGAACCCGGAAGUCAUUCGACACAGUUGCCUUCGUUCGUCAGUCUAUCUGUGGUCGAAAAGUCCCCAACGCAGGCGCCACAGCCUUUGAGCCGACCUAUGCAGAAGCGUCCUCGACUUGAGGAUGAACACCCGCACGAUCUAGGUCGUCAGCUCCCCCGUCCCGCGCAACGGGAGCAGAUUGUGCACCGCCCAGCACCUCUUCUCCCAGCUAUGGUCACUGGUUUACAUGAACCGCCUCCGUCAGCUAACCUACUCCCUUCAAUGGACGCGGAUCAACGCUCUGGCGCAACCCGCUCCGCCGCCACCUCCAAGAUACAGGUCAAGGACAUCCUCAUGCCGACCGACACGUCCCGCUCCCCAUCUCCUGCCCGGCAACUGCCUAGCCUUCACUCUAAGCCGCCUCAUCUCCCCCACCUCGAUUUCCCACCACCCCGCCGGGCCUCCACGGAGCCGACACCCCCCACGACCAGCACCUCAACCCCAGUCAGCGCCACCAUCCCCUCCACCAGGGACGGCAGCAAGCCACGCCGCAUCCGCCGCAAAUGGACCGAUGACGAAACACGCGACCUCCUUGCCGGUGUUCGCAAGCACGGCGUCGGCAAGUGGAAACAAAUCCUCACCGAUCCCAGCUACACGUUUGACGAGCGUAGCGCAGUGGAUCUGAAGGACCGCUACCGAGUAUGUUCCAAGGACGAGCUCAACGGUCCUGCUGCCGCUGCCGCUGCCGCCGCCGCCGCCGUCACCUCCAAGAGCCCCGCCAACACCGACCCAUCGCCCAACAGUCCCGGCAGCGACCAUCCUGCAUCCCGCGGCGCCUCCCCUGCUCCCGGCAGCGGCCCGCAGAAGCAGCGCCGUAAACGCCGCGCCUGGACGACCGAAGAGGAUGACGCGCUUCUAAGAGGUGUCAGCAAGCAUGGCUUCCAAUGGACGGUGAUCCACGACGACGAGGCUCUGAGUCUGAGCCACCGACGGGCCACGGAUCUGCGCGAUCGCAUCAGGAAUAAAUUUCCCGAAGGGUACAGGUUGGCGGAGAGCAAGCCGCUGCGGAGCGAGAUCAAGCGAGUGGAAAGAGAGAGGGAGAGGGAGCGAGAGGAGCGGGACAGGGCGUUCGCGUCGGAUGACGUGCAGCAGGCGAAAGGGAAAGAACCUGCCUCGCAGCCUUCUGCCGCUGCUGCUGCUGCGGGUGGGGGAUCCGGGGUGACGCUGCCGAGUCUGAGUCUCGAUGAUAUGGAUGAUAUGGACAUGGAUGCGGAUGAGGGGAUUAGACUCCCGCCGUUGCUGCCGUGGGAUGACAUGACGAACUGA
Messenger RNA from Cyphellophora europaea CBS 101466, 1614 nucleotides. RefSeq lists its product as uncharacterized. The record is from RefSeq and is a predicted model, not a curated record. The coding region runs from base 1 to 1614 and encodes 537 amino acids. NCBI's taxonomy places the organism in Eukaryota, Fungi, Ascomycota, Eurotiomycetes, Chaetothyriales, Cyphellophoraceae. The transcript has a single exon.